Molecule: messenger RNA, 5072 nt
Organism: Talpa occidentalis (Iberian mole)
Lineage: Eukaryota; Metazoa; Chordata; Mammalia; Eulipotyphla; Talpidae
Gene: ARHGAP22
Product: Rho GTPase activating protein 22
Exons: 11
Coding region: 401-2587 (728 amino acids)
Biological process (GO): activation of GTPase activity; signal transduction
Cellular component (GO): focal adhesion
Molecular function (GO): GTPase activator activity
Source: RefSeq, a predicted model, not a curated record
UGCAGCCUCUUAGCAGGCCAGAAAGGCCAUCCACGCAUCAUCCCCAGAGAUACCCGGGAGCCAAGGAACCUGGAUCUGACUGAUGAUGUCCGUCCUGGACAGCUUCCUUCUGGUCCUGCCCACCUCCCCAGCCCACUCGUCACAUGGGGGGGCCAGGGGCAGGGCUAAGGCCAGGCCCGCGGGGUGAGAAGCAGGGGCGGGGAGCCGGAGCGCUCCCUCCAGGCGGUGCCCUGAAGAAGGAUCCUCAGGCAGCGGAGACAGAGGUGUCCUGCUCCCCGCUCUACCAGAUGCUGAUCUCCUGUUACUGGAAAACAGGAAUUAGCUUGUCUGCUUGAGGAUGUGGUUGGUUCUUUAUAAAAAGGAUAUACAAGAAAUUUGCGUGUAGACGGCCAGCUUCAUUAUGCUGCCAACGGCUUCCAGCAGAAGAAGAGCAUUUGCAGCCAGCUAUUUCACCCGCUCCAAGAGCCUGGUGAUGGGGGAGCAGAGCCGGAGCCCCGGGCGGCCGCCCUGCCCCCGCAGGCUAGGCCCUGUGGUGAAGGCUGGCUGGCUGAAGAAGCAGAGAAGCAUCAUGAAGAACUGGCAGCAGCGCUGGUUUGUGCUGCGUGGAGAUCAGCUUUUCUACUACAAGGACAAAGAUGAGACCAAGCCCCAGGGAUUUAUUUCUCUACAAGGGACCCAGGUGACUGAACUUCUUCCUGGCCCCGAGGACCUGGGGAAGCACCUGUUUGAGAUCAGUCCAGGUGGUGCCGGGGAGCGGGAGAAGGUGCCGACCAACCCCGAGGCGCUCCUGCUCAUGGCCAGCUCCCAGCGGGACAUGGAGGACUGGGUACAGGCCAUCCGCCGGGUCAUCUGGGCCCCACUUGGUGGAGGUACUGCCCGUAGCUCGCAUGCUCACCCUCUAGAACCCUUGCCUCCAGGGAUCUUUGGGCAGCGCUUAGAGGACACAGUCCACCAUGAGCGGAAGUACGGCCCCCGCCUGGCCCCCCUGCUGGUGGAACAAUGUGUGGACUUCAUUCGGGAACGCGGGCUCACUGAGGAAGGGCUCUUCCGCAUGCCAGGCCAGGCCAACCUGGUGAGGGACCUGCAGGAUUCCUUCGACUGUGGGGAGAAGCCACUAUUUGACAGCACAACAGACGUGCACACAGUGGCCUCCCUGCUGAAGCUCUACCUACGGGAGCUCCCCGAGCCUGUGGUGCCCUUCGCCAGGUACGAGGACUUCCUCAGCUGCGCCCAGCUGCUCACCAAAGACGAGGGGGAGGGAACUCUGGAGUUGACGAAACAAGUGAGCAGCCUUCCCCUGGCCAAUUACAAUUUGCUCAGAUAUAUCUGCAAAUUUCUGGAUGAAGUUCAGUCCCACUCAAAUGUCAACAAGAUGAGUGUCCAGAACCUGGCAACUGUUUUUGGACCUAACAUACUUCGGCCACAGAUAGAAGACCCAGUGACCAUCAUGGAAGGCACUUCCCUGGUGCAGCACCUGAUGACCAUCCUGAUCCGCAAGCAUAGCCAGCUGUUCACUGCAAGGCCCACCGAAGGGCCGGCUUCCCCACGAGGAGCCCCAUCAUGCACCGUGGGAUGGGACUCUGAGGAGGUCACGAGGGACAGCCAGGCAGCGCCUGGCAGCCCCAGCACCCCAGGUCUGCCCUCACAUAGGACCUCCUCUCUGGACGGGGCCACGGUGGCGGCGCUCGCUAGGACCUCUCCCUCAGGCCUGGGUGGCCGAAGCAGCCCUGCCACUGCUAGUCCUGGGAAGAAGGUGCAGACUCUGCCCAACUGGAAGUCUUCCUUCCGGCAGUCAGGGUCCCGGUCUGGGAGCCCUAAGGUGGGCAGCUCAUCCCUAGAGGUGCCCAUCAUCUCUUCUGGCGGGAACUGGCUCAUGAAUGGGCUGUCUUCCCUGCGUGGCCACCGUCGGGCCUCCUCUGGAGAUCGGCUCAAGGACUCGGGCUCUGUGCAAAGACUUUCCACCUACGACAAUGUGCCCCCCUGUGGCCUCUUCCCCAGCACUCCCAGUGUGGCCAGCAUUGGGUGGUCCGGCGCCUCAUCCUGUGAUCCCUCGAUGGGGGGCUCAGUCAGCAGCUGCACUGCCUGCCGCGCCAGUGACUCAUCAGCCUGCAGCUCCUUGCACACUGAGGGACCCCUUGAGACCUCCCCUUUCCCCAGUAGCAGUGAUGACCGCAGAUCCCCAGACUUGGGCCACAGCCUCGAUGAGGUGGGCACCUGCAUCAGCAGCAGUGAGCCCAGUGACCCAGGCAGCCCUCGUCAGGACCAUGCCCGCCACUCUGAGACUCUUCAUAGCCUGGUCACGGAGCUCAGGGCAGAGCUGUGUCGGCAGAGGACUGAAUACCAGACGAGUGUGAAAAGACUCGAAGAAAGUAGUGCUGACCUGAGGAAACAAAAGUCACAGUUAGAAGAAGAACUGGACCAGGAGAAGAAAAAGUACACGAUGUUGGAAAUAAAGCUGAGGAACUCAGAGCGGGCGCGGGAAGACGCAGAGAAAAGGAACGAGCUGCUACAGAAGGAAAUGGAGGAGUUUUUUUCAACUCUGGGGAACCUGACUGCUGGAGCAAAAGGUGCCAGGGCCCCAAAGUAAAGGAAUGGGAAGAGCUUGCUUCGGCUGAGUCGCUUGCCCUCCCUUCAGCAGAGAUGGCCACCUGCCACCUGAGGAGCCAGAAGCCCCGGCAGCCUCAGUGGUGACAGGUUCUCCAGAGCCAGCUGGAGAGAGAUAUCCUGACACCCCAGGGAACUUCCAGGAGCCCUCACCCCACACGGGACCUCAUUCUGUUCCAACCAUGCCUGGUCUGGUGUCAGAGGGGAUAGAUAGUCCAGUGCCCACCAAAACAGAUGGACCUGGGAUCCCCAUAGCACACCAGGAACAUUCUGCGUUCUUUAUUAAAUUUGCUCUGGAAGCAUGAUGCCUGAUGACUGACUCCUUUAUGGUCAUGUGAAACGGGGGUUACCAAGUGACCUCUACUAUUUCUUGCAGACUUGAAAGUGCCCAAGUUAUCCCCAUGGGUGGAAUGGUGUGGGCCCUUCAGAAGCAGAGUGUCAAACACCCUGAGUGCCGCCCAGCAUUGUCAUGGCCACUGAAACAAGAUUUAUGCAAAUCUGUGUUUCAUUAUUCCUGUACUCAAGGAAGGACAAUUUUUCUCACUCCUUUCUCCCUCUAGCCACUGGGCCAGAUGGGCCUCUGCAGAUGGUUUUCAGUCUGCUACCAUAAUCUGCUUUCUUGUACUUUGCCCAGUUCUGCUCCAGAGCGUCAGAGUUUAGCCUGGGUGUUGUACUCUAUGCUUCUGAACCAUUGGUCUGCACAGGGAGACAAGGCAUGUUUCUGAAGGAGAGGUGGUCCAAGGAUAUGGGACGUGCCACUCUCUGUCCUCUGAGUACCUAUGCCUCAGGCUUUGCCCAUCUUCCUUCCAGUCUUCUCUUGAGCUACUGCUCCUCCUCCUCCCUUCCAUAUCCACUCACCUUCCUCCUUCAAUUCAUCCUUAGACUUCAAGACUCCAUUAGAACAGGAUCCCUUUGGUACCUUAGAGGGCAACAAAGAGAUGGCCAUGGCCUCUGAGCAGAGAGGACUGACCUCUGGGGCACAGGAAAUGCCAGGUCCAGUGUCCCUUCACCUGCUGCUGCUCAUGGCAUUCUUAUAGAUUACAAAAGUGCCCUAAUUUCUGACCACUGUGUCCAAAAGUCAUUCAGACCUACACACCAUAGAAUUAAGUAUAAUCUACUGUGCCAAUGUGUUUCUAGGAAGAGCUGGAUCCACACCAUGAAGUGCAAAGCCACAGGCCCAAGCUGGCUGAGAAAACCUCUGUGGGGAGGCAGGCUGACCACUGGUCACCUGCCAGCCACUGAUGGCCUCAUCAACCAGGAAGCCAGAUGCCUGAGGGCCCCAGCAGCAUCAACUCUUAAAGCUCUAUUGGGGAACUCUGAAGGGGAGGGGGCAGUCAGUGGAAAUAACACAUGCAUUGGUUCUCAGAUUCCCUAUCAUCACAACAGGCAACCUAGGUGAUAAGCUUUACCUGGAGGUGAAAUUUUGCAUUCACCUCUAAGUUAAGGAAAAUGAGAAAAGUGAAGUGACUGGUUCAUCAAAACAACUCAGUGAUAGGAAUAGGUUCCAUGCUCCCCAUUCAGAAGGGAAACUAAGACUUAGAGAAGAAAGGCAGGAACACCAGUGCAAUCCUAUGAGCUCAAGUUCCUGUGCCACAUUCCAGAAUUCUACUUUGACCUAGAAAGAUACCACCAGGCUACCAAAGGAGCAGAAAAGACCAAAGAGAGUUCACAUAACUAAAGAGAAGUUGUCUGUCUUUUUAUCCACUAAUGUUGGCAAAGGUUCAGCUUCUAGACAAGUCCUUGGCCAAACUAACUCAUGAGCCACAUCUGCCACCUGCUGGCAGAACUCAAUGUGCAAGUGUACAUUUUCUCUAAAAAUUAUUUGGCAAUAUUCAGUAGAAAUUCCUUCAGUUUCCAUUUCACAAGUACUGUCCAUUCUGUCAAAAAAACCUAUUGACUUCUGCCUUUAAAGCACACUGAGCAAUGAGACUAACAGGUCCCCUGUCCCAUCCUCUUUGGUCCCCAUCUACUUUGGUUCUCUCCAGUUGAGGAUAUAUUUACAAAACCUAUUCCCAAACCUGUGGGUUCAAGCUGAACUUAUUAUUGUAAUGACAACAUUAUACUAAGUAAGCCAAUGAAAUAGGCCUGAGAAAAUAUGACUAAAUAUUUUUUUAAACUUAACAAUGAUUUAGUUCGAUCAGUAAGACACUGUUUUAAAAUAUUGUCACACAGGGGCCUCCCUGGUGGUGCAAGGGGUUAAGAUACAACCUAUGAAACAAUCCGCAGCCACUGCAGCACAAGUUCGAUCUCCGGCCAGGGAGCUACCCACAUGGUGCAGCAGACCUCUCCUGACACGCUUGCUGCUCCCCUCAGCAGUAUAUUUCAGUCAGUCUACCUGUUCUGUUCCCCACUCUGUCUCUGGUAAAUCUCACCCGCACACCUCUGGCCUGUACCCCAGUUCUUGUAUGCAUAAAUAAAUAAAUCUUAAAAAAAUAAAAUAUUGUCACAUUAAAUAUAGAUAAAUCAAC